UACACCCACGCACACAGAAACACACGCAUACGUCAACAAAAACAACAACAACGGCAGUCGGUCAGAAGGAACAGUCGCAGCACUCAAGGAAUUACCCCAGGAUUCGCAGGCAUCCAGCGCAAUACGAGUCCCCACACACAGCCACAGACACAAACUCAUACACCUACAGCCAGCAGCAGCUGCAACAACACGGGAGAGAGAGAGAGACAGGGAGCGUAGAGAAUAACCGCAAGAACCUCAAGACUAAGUCACACACACAAUUAUGGCUGGCGGCGGGGAUCCCAAAUGGCAGAAGGAUGCAGCCGAUCAGAACUUCGACUACAUGUUCAAGCUCCUCAUCAUUGGCAACUCCAGUGUGGGCAAGACAAGUUUCCUCUUUCGCUAUGCGGACGACAGCUUCACAUCGGCCUUUGUCUCCACCGUGGGCAUCGACUUUAAGGUCAAGACCGUGUUCCGUCAUGACAAGCGUGUGAAGCUUCAGAUUUGGGAUACGGCUGGGCAGGAGCGUUACCGCACCAUAACCACAGCCUACUACCGCGGCGCCAUGGGUUUCAUUCUGAUGUAUGAUGUCACCAAUGAGGACAGCUUCAACUCUGUGCAGGACUGGGUGACACAAAUCAAAACGUAUUCGUGGGACAACGCUCAGGUCAUAUUGGUGGGCAACAAAUGCGACAUGGAGGACCAGCGCGUGAUUAGCUUCGAGCGCGGACGCCAAUUGGCCGAUCAGCUGGGCGUUGAGUUCUUUGAGACAUCGGCCAAAGAGAAUGUAAAUGUUAAGGCUGUCUUUGAGCGUCUGGUGGAUAUUAUAUGCGACAAGAUGUCCGAGAGUCUAGAUGCAGAUCCAACGUUAGUCGGCGGCUCACAGAAGGGACAACGCUUGACGGAUCAGCCGCAGGGCACGCCCAAUGCCAAUUGUAAUUGUUAAACGGACACAAUUAGCCGAUGUUAUAGUCAAAACUAACUAGCCUACACACAUAGACACUCACACACACACCCACACACACACACAUGCAGACACACCUAUACACGCAGUACAGUUACAAUUUGAACAAAAGUUUUGAGAGCGCAGCAAAUGAAAUGCAAAAACUUAUAGAGAACGAGAACAUAAGUAAUACCAACAUAUAUAUGUAUAUACCAGCACACA
Molecule: messenger RNA, 1144 nt
Organism: Drosophila hydei
Lineage: Eukaryota; Metazoa; Arthropoda; Insecta; Diptera; Drosophilidae
Gene: Rab3
Product: ras-related protein Rab-3
Exons: 5
Coding region: 263-925 (220 amino acids)
Biological process (GO): regulation of exocytosis; protein localization to plasma membrane; protein secretion
Cellular component (GO): plasma membrane; synaptic vesicle; endosome
Molecular function (GO): GTP binding; GTPase activity
Source: RefSeq, a predicted model, not a curated record